Messenger RNA from Maudiozyma saulgeensis, 546 nucleotides. The record is from the annotation of a GenBank genome assembly. Lineage: Eukaryota; Fungi; Ascomycota; Saccharomycetes; Saccharomycetales; Saccharomycetaceae.
AUGUUUAAAAAAUUUACGAGAGACGAUAUACAUUCACGUUCUAACGUGAAGUCCUCUAUCCAAAGAACUCUUAAGACAAAGUUAGUCAACCAAUACCCUCAAUUGGAACCGGUUAUCGAUGAACUGAUCCCAAAAAAGAGUCAAGUAGAGGUAAUCAAAUGUGAGGAUAAGAUUCAGCUAUAUGCCGUGAACGGUGAAGUACUGUUCUUUCAACAAUUUGAUGAAUUAAUUCCAAGUUUAAAGCUUGUCCAUAAAUUCCCAGAAGCUUACCCAACAGUUCAAGUAGAUAGAGGUGCUAUUAAAUUUGUUCUUUCAGGUGCAAAUAUUAUGUGCCCGGGUCUAACAUCUCCAGGUGCCAAACUACCAGAUGCCCCCGGCUUUGAAAAGGAUAGUGUUGUUAUUAUUAAUGCUGAGAACAAGGACAGCGCAUUGGCCAUUGGUCGUCUUUUGAUGAGCACCGAAGAUAUCAAGUCCAUUAAUAAGGGCCAUGGUGUUGAAUUGAUUCACCAUUUAGGUGAUCCCUUAUGGAACUUCUCCAUCGAAUAG